Helianthus annuus (common sunflower) is the source of this 395-nucleotide messenger RNA. RefSeq lists its product as uncharacterized. Lineage: Eukaryota; Viridiplantae; Streptophyta; Magnoliopsida; Asterales; Asteraceae. Bases 5 to 325 code for a protein of 106 amino acids. The record is from RefSeq and is a predicted model, not a curated record. The transcript has 2 exons.
UUCCAUGAAUAUUGAGAAAAGAAGCAAAGCAAACAACGACAGACCACAAGCGAAGAAGAUGAAUCCAGAAAUAGAAUCUGAUGAUGACUUUGAAGGACCAAUAUCAACUCUGAUAAAAAUUAACAAGAAUAGAAAGAGAUUGGUGGUUGAAGAAAGUUCAGAAGAUGAUGACUUUGUUAAGCCACCCCCAAAAAAGAAAAAAGAUGAGAAGAAAGAAGAUAAGAGGAAAUCAAAGAUACAGACAAAAAACAUUCAAAAAAGGUGCAACAACCUAAAACAGAACAUAGGGAGUUCUUCAAAUACAGCAAUGAAGCAAUACUGCUGAGAUGCCAACCUAACUCAUAUAUGGAUACUGUUAGAAGAUUUUCAAAAAAACAGAUUGAUGAUGUGAGGGA